Messenger RNA from Colletotrichum navitas, 1935 nucleotides. Its product is annotated as ATPase. The transcript has 4 exons. Gene Ontology annotation, biological process: extraction of mislocalized protein from mitochondrial outer membrane. The coding region runs from base 305 to 1582 and encodes 425 amino acids. NCBI's taxonomy places the organism in Eukaryota, Fungi, Ascomycota, Sordariomycetes, Glomerellales, Glomerellaceae. Gene Ontology annotation, cellular component: mitochondrial outer membrane. Gene Ontology annotation, molecular function: ATP hydrolysis activity; ATP binding. The record is from RefSeq and is a predicted model, not a curated record.
UCCAUAUGUGGUUUAAUUUUCUCCCCGUACCACGGGUGGCGUUGAGUCGGCUCAGUUUCUUGAACGGGGGCCACGUCUCGUUCGCCGCCCGCCGUCUCUCCAUCACCUGGAUGCGCCCAACGAAGCCAUUACACAAUCUUUGCUCGCCGACGUGCAACCACUAGACGACGUUCUAAUAUUCAUUGCAAGGAUACUCGUCGUCAAACCUCUACCCGGUCCACAACGACCGCUCACUCGCUGUAACCUUGCACAUUCGGCAGUCUCAACCCCAUCCUGUCGGCCCUUCGCCGCGACGCGAACACUGAUGACGGGUGACCUUGACCGUUGGCUGGGCUCCGUCGGAAAACUCCUCGGCAUGGGCGACCGCAAGAAGGGUCUGGGUGACUUCGCCCUGGACUUGUUGCUGGUGGCUGGCAUGAUGGCAACCGGCGUAUACCUUGCAAGGAACUUCUUGUCAUCGCUCACCAACACCCUCGCUGACCCCGAUCGAGAGAAACACGAGCAAGCACGAUUGCAGGCGAAGGCCCACCUGGAGCGUUUGCGCAAAGGGAAGAACGCCGGCAAAUCUGGCGAAGACCCGUCCGACGACAGCAACGCAUCUCGCCGCGGACCGAAGCCAGAAGAGUUGGUGUUGAAUGAGUACGAGAACCUUAUUGCUCUGGAAAUGGUGUCCCCGGAGGAUAUCCCUAUUGGGUUCUCUGACAUUGGCGGCUUGGAGGACAUUAUCGAUGAGCUCAAAGAGUCUGUCAUCUAUCCCCUAACUAUGCCACAUCUGUACUCUCAUGCGGCACCACUUCUGUCCGCUCCAUCUGGCGUAUUGCUCUACGGCCCCCCUGGUUGCGGCAAGACCAUGUUGGCCAAGGCGGUCGCCCGCGAGAGUGGCGCAUCUUUCAUCAACUUACACAUCUCGACUGUUACCGAGAAGUGGUAUGGUGACUCGAACAAACUGGUCCGCGCUGUGUUCUCCCUGGCUCGCAAGAUGCAGCCUGCUAUCAUUUUUAUCGAUGAAAUCGAUGCUGUCUUGGGCACAAGAAGGAGCGGUGAGCAUGAGGCUAGUGGUAUGGUCAAGGCAGAGUUCAUGACCCUUUGGGACGGUUUGACAUCGUCAAACUCUUCAGGUAUGCCGGCCAGAAUUGUGGUUCUGGGGGCGACAAACAGGAUACACGACAUUGACGAGGCCAUUCUCAGGCGAAUGCCCAAAAAGUUCCCGGUUUCUCUGCCAAGCAAAGAGCAGAGACGGCGCAUUCUGCAGCUCAUUCUCAAGGACACAAAGACCGAUGCAGAUUUUAGUCUGGAAUAUAUCACAAAAGUCACGGCCGGUAUGUCGGGCAGCGAUAUUAAGGAAGCAUGCCGCGAUGCUGCCAUGGCGCCGGUUCGUGAGUAUAUGCGAGAGCAUCGGGCGAGCGGCAACUCCAUGUCCAACAUCACGCCUGAGCACUUUCGGGGGAUCCGUACAGAAGACUUCUUUGGAAGGAAAGGUGGGGGUCAGAUUCUAAUGGACAAUCAUGCCAAGCAUUCAACGAAAGCUUCAGGGGCAUCAGCAACAGAUGAGUACGAGGAUAUGGUGGAGGAGUUGGGGUGAGAAGGAAUACAUCAGUCGACGUAAAUAGCAAAUGUCGGACUAUGUGUCAGCACGUUUUGAAAGCGUGUAUCUGUUUGACCACGUUAGAAGCGUCGAACCGGAAGACGAUUGUUUGAUUUUCUGUGGUUUCAAGGAUAGAUUUACGCGGCAAGGGCAAGACCAAAAUCUUCAGCAUCUUGCAACGCCAGUUUCUGUACGACAAGUGUGCAACCUGUACGGGGCUAGUAAUGCAUGGAUAUUAUUAGACCAUGAAGCUAUACAAGCCGUUGUUGAUUGACAGAUUCUAUGAGUGCAUGUUCUGCCACCUAGGUAGCUCGAGCUUUUCUAGGGUUGUUUCGAUGGACAGUGGCUGC